AGCGUGAUCUAAGCUGGCGCAUACAAUUUUUCAAAAUGGCGGGGUCACACUCACAGCAACGAAUUCCAACGUCACAGCAAGUGCCGCUGCCUUCAUCAAUGUCAAUCGCCACUGUAACAAACCACUGGGAAGUUCAAUACGCUCGAUUCAUCCUCUGUCCAACUUCUCCACAUUCCACUCAUUCCUCUCUCAUCUCACUUUCUUCACUCGGUAGCAAGUACGUUAAAAGACGCAAAUGGAUCUCCUCUGCUUCUGUCGUUUCUCUCAAACUACGCGCUAAUAGCUUUGGUUCCAAUCGCGGUUUCAUCCUCGUUGUUUCUCUUCGUGGCAGAAUCCUUGAAGAACAUUACAUUUCACAGUUGAUGUUCUCAUGGCCUCAAGUCUCUUGUGUAUCAGGUUUUCCAGCAAGAGGAAGUAGAGCUGUCCUCGUGAGCUAUAGGGAUUCUGUUGGCCAGAUUCAGAAAUUCAUCCUGCGGUUUUUGACAAACUACGAGAUAGAGAAUUUCAUGAAUGUUUUAAAGGGAAAGUUGGACAAUACAAGAUCUGAAGCUCUUCCAUGUGUUGAAUUGGAUUCAGCAAUAUCUUCUCAAUCUGAGUUCAUUCCUUGGGAUGGAUCUUCACACAGGGACAAUGAAGGAUGGAUAUGUGCAGCUUCAGGUGACUCUACUCCCGAUCACAUGCCUCUGACCUUGCCACCUGAAUUUUCUCAAGAUUCUUAUAAUACAGAGGAAAUGAAACAAAGUAGCAAAGCUGAGGAGAUUCUUUCAGCUUUUCCUCCCAGUUUCACAUCCUUCUUGACGAACUGCUGCCCUGAAAUUGAUCAAGCUGCUGUACAGUCAAGUAUGACGAAAGAUAUUGACCUCAAAGACCAAAUUGCGAAAUAUCUUGAAGAUUCUUCAUUCCAAGAUAUGCUGGUGAAAAUUGAGAAAGUCAUCCAUGAAUUGGGAGAUAAUACAGUACUGUAGCUGCACCAAAAGGCCGAGAUAUAUAAAAAUCAUAGCUGGGUUUCCUCUUAAUUCUUGAAACAAUUUCAUUUUCUUUUGCAAUUUACUCAUAAGCUUCAUCAAAACAACCAAACACUGGACCAUUUUUCCCGUGAAUUGUUGGUUUGAAGCAUUUAGAUUAGCUAUCUCGAGUAGAGUUGGAAAGUACAAAAGUGUGAUUUCUUUUCAGACAAAAUUUUGCUUUGUACAUAUUGUUUAAUUUGUUGCAGAUGAGCAACCUACACCUCUCAUGCACCAUUUGUAUGUUUGUUAUAUUAGUUCUAUGAGCUUCUUGGUAAAAUUUAGGGUUUGGGGGGGGGGAGGG
This is a messenger RNA of Capsicum annuum, 1308 nucleotides long. Its product is annotated as protein POOR HOMOLOGOUS SYNAPSIS 1. The transcript has 8 exons. Bases 36 to 965 code for a protein of 309 amino acids. NCBI's taxonomy places the organism in Eukaryota, Viridiplantae, Streptophyta, Magnoliopsida, Solanales, Solanaceae. The record is from RefSeq and is a predicted model, not a curated record.